Molecule: messenger RNA, 1638 nt
Organism: Colletotrichum phormii
Lineage: Eukaryota; Fungi; Ascomycota; Sordariomycetes; Glomerellales; Glomerellaceae
Product: glycosyl hydrolase
Exons: 3
Coding region: 1-1530 (509 amino acids)
Biological process (GO): carbohydrate metabolic process
Molecular function (GO): hydrolase activity, hydrolyzing O-glycosyl compounds
Source: RefSeq, a predicted model, not a curated record
AUGAGACAGCAAGUUUCUGCAGCGCUUUCCCUUAUUCUUCUUGGCUUCGGUCAAAUCGGUUCGGCCUUGACCACUCGUCAGGAAUCGACCUUCACCAACCCAGUGAUAUGGGCCGACCUCGCAGACGAUGAAGUCUUCAGGAUCGAUGACACAUUCUACUACAUUCGUCUCGCACUCGGUGCCAAGUUCUCGCUCAACGGCAGCGAUCACGCAGCCUACGUCAACGGGGUCUGGGCCUCUUCGCUGGGAUACCGCGAAAGUAACGGUGUUUUUUACUGGUAUGGCUGCAUCCAAGGCACGGAUGAGACGCAUAUCUACACUGCCUCCAGUGCCGAGGGCCCGUGGACUCAUCAUGACCCCAUUCCGAAGUGUUACUAUGACCUGGGCCUGUUGGUUGAUACCGACGACACCAUGUACAUCGCCUACGGCGCCAUCGACAUCCGCCUUGCGCAGUUGUCGCCAGAUGGCUUCACAGAGGUUCGCGACGAGGUUGUGUACACUGAAGAUGCCCACAGGUACAUUGAGGGCUCGAGAUUCUACCACAUCAACGGCAACUACUACAUCUGGGUUACCAAGCCCGGAGACGAGCAACAUGUUCUGAAAUCGACAUCUGGUCCCUGGGGUCCAUAUGAAGCCCGACAGGUGGUUGCGCAGAUGAAGGCUCCUGUCGAGGGAGCAGGAGCACCGCAUCAAGGCGGCCUUGUGUCGACCCAGGAUGGAAAGUGGUAUUACAUGGCCUUUAUCGACGUCUACCCCGGUGGCCGUGCCCCCGUUCUAGCCCCAGUCGAAUUCGAUGCCGAAGGUUGGCCGAACGUGGUCACAGAUGCAAACGGUGCGUGGGGUGCCGAGUACGCCAUGCCCGUCACAACCUCAAAGACAGUCCAGGGCACUGGGUCUUAUGUCGACAAGUUCGAUGGCGUCGCCUUAAACCCCCGUUGGGAGUGGAAUCAUAACCCCGAUAACAGUGCCUGGAGCUUGGGAUACGACGGUUUCACCCUGCGAACUGCAACGGUAUGCGAGGGGCUGUACGGAGCCGCAAACACCCUUACUCAACGCAUCAUCGGCCCCAGAAGCCAGGCUACGUUCCAUCUCGAUAUCUCUGGGAUGGUGGAUGGAGACCAGGCAGGUGUAGCAGCACUGCGUCAACUGAGCGCUUAUAUCGGGAUACACAAGGUGGAUGGCGUGUCCAAGCUUGUGUAUGUUGACGAGAUCAGCAUGGCCGUGCGGGACUCGUUGACAACUUCGAAUGGACAGGUCAAAGCGGAAGGACCUACUGUAGCUGGCAGCGAUUUGUGGCUUCGCAUCAAGGCCGACAUUGCACCACCUGUAGCCGGAUCGGGUGCGUGGCCCAACGCUACGUUCUGGUUCAGCACCGAUGGUGACAACUUUGAACAGCUCGGACCUGUGUAUGGACUGAACAAUGAGUGGUUCUUCUUCAUGGGGUAUCGAUUUAGCGUCUUCAAUUGGGCCAAGACUCGUUUGGGUGGCAGCAUCCUGGUUCGGGAGUUCGAGUUGGAGAUGCUGGAGUAGAAAAAAGCCGAUCUCUUAUCUGUCGUUCUGAGAGGGGUAUCCAAGAACACCUAGCUUGGCCGCUUCUGGGGCUCUUGACUUCUACACCUGACAAGAUCGAUUGCGAAG